AUGCCCCGGGCUCCUAAGCGUCGACGUAUCAUGACUGAGGAAAACCCUCAGUCCUCAAAUGAGGACCAAAAUCCAACAGAUGUGCAGGUUGCUGAAGCUCCUAGAAAACGAAGAAAGCGGUCUUCAAGCACUGAAGACGAUUCAUCAGACUCACAGUCCUUGCUCUCAAGUGAAAUGGAUGAAAAGGUGAAUGAUUUGGUGUAUUUCUUGCUCCUCAAAUACCAAAUGAAGGAGCCUGUUACCAGGGCAGCAAUUGUGGAUCAUGUCAUGAAAAAUUAUGAGGGAAGCUUUACUUUGAUCUUGAAUGAAGCCAUUGAAUGCUUGCAGCUGGUCUUUGGUCUUGAUUUGAAUGAAGUGGACCCUACUACCCAUACCUAUGUUCUUGUUACUACCCUGGGUAUUACAUAUGAUGGGAUGCAAACUGAAGUUCACGGUGUGCCCAAAACAGGUCUGUUGAUAUUUAUUUUGAGCCUAAUUUUCAUAGAUGACAAGUGUGUUUCAGAAGAGGAGGUUUGGAAAGUGCUGGGUAUGAUAGGAGUGCAUCCUGAUAGCUACCACCACCUCUAUGGAAAUCCUAGGAAGCUUAUCCUGGAAGAAUUCGUGCAGGAGCAGUACCUAGAGUACAGGCAGGUGCCUGGCAGUGAUCCUGCUCGCUAUGAGUUCCUGUGGGGACCUAGGGUCCUGGCAGAAAGCACCCUGAUGAAAUUUCUAGAGUUUUUGUCCGGCCUCAUUGGCAGUGAACCCAGCUCUUUCUCGGUAUGGUAUGAGGAGGCAUUGAGAGAUGAGAGAGAGCGAGCCCAGGCUAGACCUCCCGAAACAGAUGAUGCUGCAACAGAUGCUGCUGCUGCAACAGAUGAUUCUGCAACAGAUGCUGCUGCAACAGAUGCUGCUGUUGCCCCAAGCAGUUGCAGUUCAUAG
Dipodomys spectabilis (banner-tailed kangaroo rat) is the source of this 918-nucleotide messenger RNA. Its product is annotated as melanoma-associated antigen 10-like. The coding region runs from base 1 to 918 and encodes 305 amino acids. Gene Ontology annotation, cellular component: nucleus. NCBI's taxonomy places the organism in Eukaryota, Metazoa, Chordata, Mammalia, Rodentia, Heteromyidae. Gene Ontology annotation, biological process: negative regulation of transcription by RNA polymerase II. The record is from RefSeq and is a predicted model, not a curated record. The transcript has 2 exons.